UACACAUUAUUCCUAUAUUUAAAGUUCAUGAGAUAAUUAAUAUCAAUUAAUCUUAUAUAAAUACGUUUAAAACAUGCAUAGAAUUUUAACAAAAACGUUCUUUUAAUGUGAAAUAUUUUAUUUUUGAUUGAUAUUAAUUUAUUUGUUUUCAAAAAUCAAUUCAUUAUUUAUUUGUUUUAGAAUAAUGUCUGAAUGGAAUUUAUAGAUGAAUUAUUUUUUGAAAUAUGGUAUAUAAUGUCAAUAGGUAACAAACAUGCCUCUUACUACCAGUAUUGCAAGCCUCCACCUCAGAGGAAAAAAACUACAGAGGGUUUUCGUAUGCAGAAUGCAACUGCUGAAGAGAUUUUUCAGACGCAAAAAAUUAACAUCAAAUCUUUAGAAAACAAAGUUGCAGAAUUAGGAAAACAGAUCAAAGAAUUAAAACUUGAGAAUAAAAAUUUGUGUAAAACAAACAUUCUUCAGGAAAAAGAAUUAAAGAAAACGAGUGAGAGUUCUUGUGGAAUAUCUUCUUUAAUGCGGUCUUACAAAGAGGAAAUAAGAGCUAUUCAAUCAAAAGCGUCUACUUUACAGGAUCAACUAAGAAUAACUGAAAAUAAUUUAAAGACACAAGAAAAGUCUGUUGCUAGAAAAAAUCAACAAAUUGAGAAACUUACUACAGCUAAGAGGCAAAAUGAAAGACUCAUUAAAGAACUAACUCUGGAGAAUAAAGAAUUAAAAUCUGAAAAAGAAAAAGUUGUUAAUGAAUCCAAAGAAUUGCUUGAACUGAAUAAUGAGUUUAAAUUAAAAAAUGAAGAACUACAGCAAAUAGUUGAAUUAAUGGAAUGUAAGGUUUCAACAUUAAAAGACAGCUUGGAAUCUGCUGAAAAUAACAAAUCUCAAAUGGAAGAAAAUCUAAAUAAACUUCAAAAGAGUUAUAAUGAGUUGGAACAAAAUUUUUCUUUGCCAAAGUCAUGCCCUACUUUAGUUGUAGCUGAAACUCAAACUGAUUGCAUUACCAGUAAAAUUAAUUCAUGUUCAGCAUCUGAUGGUGCGUCAAAAGGCUUCUUCAAAAAAAGUGAAGUUAGCAAUGAUGAAUUAAAAGCUAAUGACAAUUAUUGGGUUGAUGGUGAAAAUAUUAAAAUACAAGAAGAAAACUCUAUUUUAUCCUCAGACAACAUUUGCAAAGAUAAAUAUUCUGAGUUAUGUGCAUAUCAAAACCAAGUUUUAUCUAAUUUACCUUCACCAAAAAUUCAGAAGUGCUUACUUAAACCUAUUAAAUUAAGGACUCCACAUGCUAUAAAACCUAAAAAUAAUGGGACAGGAUUUCAUCCUGUACACUCUUCUUAUUCAUCCUAUAGCCCAUUUGCUUCUAACAGUAAUCUUUUAAGGUCUUCUAAUUUCUUACAGUCUAAUUAUUCAACCAAAAAUGCCAAAGCAGUGAAAUGUUUCUCUCAAAAAAUGUUUUAAAAAUUAUGUAUAUAUGUAUGCAAUUCGAAAUAAAGUUUUAAGUUCUGAUAAAGAACAAAAAAACU
Molecule: messenger RNA, 1511 nt
Organism: Parasteatoda tepidariorum (common house spider)
Lineage: Eukaryota; Metazoa; Arthropoda; Arachnida; Araneae; Theridiidae
Source: RefSeq, a predicted model, not a curated record